GUGUGUGUGUGUGUGUGUGUGUGUGUGUGUGUGUGUGUGUGUGUGUGUGUGUGUGUGUGUGUGUGUGUGUGUGUGUGUGUGUGUGUGUGUGUGUGUGUGUGUGUGUGUGUUUUAAAUAGACUCACGUAACUGUGUACAUGUCCUACAGACGGAGUAAUAAAGAACCUCAAUCAGGAAGUAACACGUAUCAUAUUUAGGUAUGUAAGUUUAUCUGAAGGCAGGUAUUGAAAUAGCACUUCAUAUAUAUUUUUGUUAUUGAACUGAAAUAAAUGUACGUACAUUCAAUUGGUGAGUUAAGAAAUAAAAUUGUUUGUGUAACUUUUAGAGAAAAUGUAUAUGUUUAAGAAACAACAAAAACAUAUAAAACUUUUGAAAUAAGAUGACAGAUACCACAGAUAUAAAUAUCGAUUACUUAACACCGAUUAGUGAACAAAGUGACAGAAGCGCGUCUCGUCAUAAUAAUGGAUAUCCUAGGGCACAUUCGCCUUUGGCCAAUGGUUAUGCUAAAGGGAAAAGGAUACGGGGACAUUUGGUAAAUGGCGCCGCUAAGAAUGAUAUACAAGUAUCACGUGAAAAUUUGGCCGACGGCGAUGAUAAAAUGUCAAGGACACGCCAUCAGCUGAUGAAUGGCCAUGUCAGGAGUAAAAGCUUACCAGUUCAUUCUGCCAACACUGGCUUAAGGAGUGAACGUUUACAAGCGCCUCUUACCAACGAUGUCCCUAGGACUGAAACAUCACAUGCACGUAACGUCGACGGCCGUCCAGGAGGGACGAACGUACAGACGGAUAGAGGGGCGGUUGUUAAUGGGUAUCAAGGUCUGAUUAGAGAUAAUCCACCCGAACAAGACAAUCAACCGGACAAUAAUGACGAGAGCCAUUAUACAGAUGGUGGUAUUCCGGAAGGCGAUACUCGUGGUCUGGAGGAGUUUCAGAUGAAACUCAAAAGAUCUGUGUCAAACCACAGCAUAACAUAUCAAGAGGACGAUGUCUAUUGCGAGUUGUACGAUGAAAUAGGUGACACAGACCUGGACAUCCCAAGUACACCUAACAAUAGUACACCAAGCAAAAGUACACCUACCAAGAACAGAUGCUACUUGAUUGCCUUGGCCAGUGUCAUUGUCACCAUGGUACUGGCGGGAGCGACAUUUGCAGUCGUGUUCUUCUUAGACAUCAAGUCUUCAAAGGCUCCAGUUGAUUUUGAGGAAGCAGACAUCACAUUUAAUAUCGGGGAGCCAGGAAAUCUCACGUUUGAGAUGGCAAAUCUGACAGACUGGGCAGAGCUUUACAUCUCCAGAGAAUUCACAGUACCAGUCGCAUCGGCCAAUAGAACAAGUCCCAAUGUGGAGACGCACGGACACAUUUCCGCUCUCAAUACGACAGAACUCUCCAACCAUUCUGUAAGGAUAGAUCUUCUAUUUAAUCCAGUCUCUUGCAACGAUUCUGCCGGAAAAGCGGGGAUUGUCAAAUACGUCUUCUCAAUUAAAAUGUCUGAUUCGUCGUGGAUCAAUGUAACGAAAAGAAUUCGUUUCCAACGACUUCCGGGAGUUCCAAAGCUGACUAUGUCAAGAGAGGUAAUAAACAAUAAGGUCACGCGAGCUGACCUCCCCUACGUUUGCGAGGGCGAAAUAGGCGAUCCGCGUGGACGGCUUAUCAUAGAAAGCGACUUCGAUGGCGAGUUUCAAGCUCUCUUCACGGAAGACACCACAAACAACUCAAUAGGGAUUAUUUUUGGUGACAAACUGACUACGGAAUCUUGUGAAAACUAUCAGACAUUGAAUUUUUCCUUCCACAAGCCCAAUAUGUCAGUGAACUUCAAGCGGCUUCGUUGUUCGAUAAAACCGUCGUCGAACAUUUUGAACAGCGAUGUUAAAUCAUCCGGUGAAGGGAUCAUAAAGGUGGUACCAGAUGACUGGUGCAAGUUCGCAACCAGCGAUACUCCGCUUAUCGGCCAUCCGUAUGCCUGCCAUCUCGGGGUAAGCUGCAGUACAAAUGGGAUAGUCUUAGGCGUCCCAAUGGACUGCAGAGAGGGCCAAUGUCUCAGAACUCUGAAUAGGGCUUACGGAUGUGACUCGUGCAUUUGUACUAAAGGAGGGCAAUUGCCGACGUCGACGAUCACCACGGUGCCGCCAAAUGGGAAAUAAGCUGGACUACAAUUAUGCCUCCUUGUAGUUGUAUUUGCUCACUUAAAAUUACACUUGCCAUUGUCAUGUUUGAUCAUUGAUUGUGAUUGUUUUAGUAGUGUGUCUUUAAGACCUGUUCAUAAUGCCGUUUUCGAUAUGUGCGCAUACAUUUGCACUAGCCUUCCAUUCGUGUUUUUAUAUUCGCAUAUUUUUCUCAUUCAGUUUGUUUUUGAUAUUGUGAUUGCCGACUUUGACCCAGAGUUUAAAAAAAUCACACCACUCUUUGAUCAAUUAAACAACGACUUACAAAACGAUUUAAUAUAGUGGCAAAUAUUGCCAUCGAUAAAAUGAAAUGGUCAUGAUGAUUUUUAGAAGUAGUUUCAUUUCAACUUCACCGAACAAGAUAUAUCUUUGAAAAAUAUAUUCGGCGUAUACCCUGACUUUGAAAUAAAGGUAGAAAAUUUACUUUUUUAAGUCAUGGUUGUUUCUUUUUUUCACUUAAUAGUCGCAUAUCCACUUCAUGAAAUGUUUGUCACCAAGAGCACGUAUAUAAAACUACAUAAUAGUGUUGGUAUAUUUAAGUAUGUCGUUUUAAAUUUGGUUGCGUGAACUCUCUCGUUUAAAAGAGAAUUUACUUUUGUCAGCGUAUCCAAGUCUUGGCGUAAGACUGCAGUCUCGCCUUGUGGCCUCUCAUCUUUUCUAAUUCUUGUCUCAACAGAUCUUUGUCGUUUUUUCAAGACAAUCCUUUAUGAUUAACUGCAUGUUCCAUUUCAUUGCGAUUUGCGAACAAAAUACCUCAUAAUUUAGCCGAAUUUCAUUCAUUUACAAUGCCUAAAAGUAGGAUU
Molecule: messenger RNA, 2964 nt
Organism: Dreissena polymorpha
Lineage: Eukaryota; Metazoa; Mollusca; Bivalvia; Myida; Dreissenidae
Exons: 7
Coding region: 380-2140 (586 amino acids)
Source: RefSeq, a predicted model, not a curated record